Tachyglossus aculeatus (Australian echidna) is the source of this 5298-nucleotide messenger RNA. RefSeq names its product kinesin family member 3C (gene KIF3C). The coding region runs from base 574 to 2937 and encodes 787 amino acids. Lineage: Eukaryota; Metazoa; Chordata; Mammalia; Monotremata; Tachyglossidae. Gene Ontology annotation, biological process: microtubule-based movement. The record is from RefSeq and is a predicted model, not a curated record. Gene Ontology annotation, molecular function: microtubule motor activity; ATP binding; microtubule binding. The transcript is spliced from 8 exons.
UAUUCUCCGGUGGUGGCAGCAGGAAUGCUGCAAUGAAUGAGCAUCCCUCCCGGCGAGGAUAAUCCAGGUGCCUCCUCUCCGCCCGCUUUGAAGGCCCAUCCAGGAUCGCGCCCAGGACCACCCAGAUCCUCAGCUCAUCCCCGGGAGCCUGAAGGAGGAGGAGGAGGAGGAGGGAGACAGGCUCCCCACCGCCCACCGCUCUUCUUCUUCUCUUCCUCCUCGAGCUCAUUGUUGGCGUGGCUGUUUACCGCUGCGGUUCCCCGGUGCCCAGGAUGAGGCGGGCUUUGGGUGCCGCCUCUCAGUGGGCAUCGCCACGGUUGCUGCCGGGGAAUUCUGCCUAAUUCCGCCCCCUCCCUCGCCCCCGGCCCCCGGGCAGCGACGAGUGGCGGCUUCGGAGGCAGGGAUUGCAGCAGCUGCAGCAGCAGGGACAGCCACCACCCUGCCAGCCCUCCCCGCAUGCAGGUCUGAGGAGCCCAGCUGAUCCGCUCCUAGGAAGGGCAGGGAGGCCUUUCAGGUGGGAGUCGGCAGAGGGGUCGCCGGGGAGGGCGGGAAGGAGAGAGGGGCAGUGGCAAGAUGGCUAAUAAAGCCAAGCAGAGCGAGGCCCUGAAGGUGGUGGCUCGGUGCCGACCCAUGAGCAGGAAGGAGGAGGCUGCUGGCUCGGAACAGAUCCUGGAGAUGGACGUGAAGCUGGGGCAGGUGACUCUUCGGAGCCCCCGGGCCACCCCAGGCGAGCUGCCCAAGACCUUCACCUUCGAUGCCGUGUACGAUGCCAGCUCCAAGCAGGCCGACCUGUACGACGAGACGGUGCGGCCGCUGAUCGAUUCGGUGCUGCAGGGCUUCAACGGCACCGUGCUCGCUUACGGCCAGACGGGCACGGGCAAGACCUACACCAUGCAGGGCACUUGGGCUGAACCCGAGCAGCGCGGGGUUAUCCCCAAUGCCUUCGAGCACAUCUUCACCCACAUCUCCCGCUCCCAGAACCAGCAGUACCUGGUGCGGGCCUCCUACCUGGAGAUCUACCAAGAGGAGAUUCGUGACCUGCUCUCCAAGGAACCCGGUAAGAGGCUCGACCUGAAGGAGAACCCCGAGACGGGCGUGUACAUCAAGGACCUCUCGUCCUUUGUCACCAAGAACGUCAAAGAGAUCGAGCACGUGAUGAACCUGGGGAACCAAGCCCGGGCCGUGGGCAGCACGCACAUGAACGAGGUCAGCUCCCGCUCCCACGCCAUCUUCGUCAUCACCAUCGAGUGCAGCGAGCAGGGGUCGGAUGGCCAGGAUCACAUCCGCGUGGGCAAGCUCAACUUGGUCGAUCUGGCAGGCAGCGAGCGGCAGGGCAAAGCCGGGCCCAGCCCAGGCGGAGGCGGCGCCGCCCAGGCCCUGGGGGGCGGCGGGGGAGGCGGUGGCGGCGGGGAACGGCCCAAGGAGGCGUCAAAGAUCAACCUGUCCCUCUCCGCGCUGGGCAACGUCAUCUCGGCCCUCGUGGAUGGCAAGAGCACCCACAUCCCCUACAGAGACUCCAAGCUCACCCGGCUGCUGCAGGACUCUCUGGGGGGCAAUGCCAAGACCAUCAUGGUAGCCACCGUGGGGCCAGCCUCCCACAGCUACGACGAGAGCCUGUCGACCCUGCGCUUCGCCAACCGGGCCAAAAACAUCAAGAACAAGCCACGGGUGAACGAGGACCCCAAGGACACCCUGUUGCGGGAAUUCCAGGAGGAGAUCGCCCGGCUCAAGGCCCAGUUGGAGAAGAGGGGUAUGCUGGGGAAGAGGCCGCGGCGGAGGAGCAGCCGACGGAAGAAGGCCGCGGCCGAUGAAGGGGGCCCAGAGGCUCCCUUGCGGGAGGCCUGGGUGGCAGAGGAGGAGGAUGAUAACAACAAUAACACCCACCCUCCCCAGCCCAUUGUGGAGACCGCACUGGAGAAUAACGUGGAGAAUUACCUGCAGGAGCAGAAGGAGAGACUGGAGGAGGAGAAGGCCGCCAUCCAGGAUGAUCACAGCCUGGUGAGCGAAGAGAAGCAGAAGCUGCUGGAAGAGAAGGAGAAGAUGAUCGAGGACCUGCGGCGCGAACAGGAGGCCCUGGAGCUUCUUGCUACCAAGUACAAGGCAAUGGAGAGCAAACUGCUCAUUGGGGGCCGGAAUAUAAUGGACCACACCAACGAACAGCAGAAGAUGCUAGAACUGAAGAGACAGGAGAUCGCAGAGCAGAAACGGCGGGAGCGGGAGAUGCAGCAAGAGAUGAUGCUCCGGGAUGAGGAGACCAUGGAGCUGCGGGGCACCUUUUCAUCUCUGCAGCAGGAAGUUGAAGUCAAGACAAAGAAGCUUAAGAAACUCUAUGCGAAGCUACAGGCUGUGAAGGCUGAGAUCCAGGAUCAGCAUGACGAGUACAUCCGUGUGCGACAGGAUCUGGAAGAGGCGCAGAAUGAGCAGACACGAGAACUCAAACUCAAGUACCUGAUCAUCGAAAAUUUCAUACCUCCAGAGGAGAAAAACAAGAUCAUGAACCGCCUUUACCUGGACUGUGAGGAGGAACAGUGGAAGUUCCAGCCACUGGUCCCAGCGGGAGUCAAUAACAGCCAAAUGAAGAAGAGGCCAACUUCCGCAGUGGGCUACAAGAGACCCAUCAGCCAGUACGCCCGGGUUGCCAUGGCAAUGGGGUCUCACCCCAGAUAUCGGGCAGAGAACAUUCUAUUCCUGGAGCUAGAUGUGACCCCGCCAGCUGUCUUCAAGGUGGAGUUCUCCCGUGACCAGGAACAAGAUCCCCGCCUACAGCACUUGGAGAGGCUCAUGCAACUCGACAGCUUCCUCGAAAGGCCUACAUCCUCCAGAGUCCGAAAGUCCAGGUCCUGGUGCCAGAGUCCUCGACUGCUGCCAUCUUCUUCCUCGCAUGUCUCUCUGGCCUCGGGCUCCCUGAGGCCCUCUACGACAAUGUCCCACGAAUGACACCUCCAAGAAUGAUGUUGCCCAUCCAUACACAGACUCCCGGCUGAGGGGCAGCCUGCUCCUGGCCGUCUCAUCUGCCGCUUUGCGUGCGUGCCUCUAUGUGUGUGUGUGCGUGUGCGUAUGUGUGUAUGUGUGUGCGCGUGUGCAUGCGCACUCACACGCGCGUAGGGGGAGAGUCUGGGAAGAGACUCUAAUGGCUCCUCUUCCCCCAUUCUUCAGCCUUUCCUUUAUUUAUUUAACAUUAUUUAUUUGUGGCGCUCAGCUGGUGAUGGGGAAAAAUAGAAGACUUUUGGCAGCAGUCACUGGACAGGCUUCUUCCCCUAUUGCCAGUACCCUUAGGUGGACCUUAGGCCAAUGCCCCCUGCCAGCUCCACCGGGAACAGGAGGCCAGUGGCUGAGAAGCUAGUUCUACCUCUACCCAUUCCAUCCCAAGAUUGCAGUCUCCUCAACUCCCGUGGUGUUCGUGGGCCUCUGGGUGUUUUCCUGUUGACAGAAGGUAGAAGAGUAACCUGAGAGGAGAAGGGAAGAGGUGUGAGGGCAUCCUGGGAGAGGUACCUCCCAGACGUGCGGAAUUGGGAGGAGAAACUCGCACCCUGAGAGCCCAGGCUUCACUCUUUGCUUGGGACCUGGCCAAGGACUCUUGAUGGCCUCAUUCAGCCAGUCUACAACCUUCAUCUGGACUUCACCCCUGCCCCGUCUCGCUCCCUCCCUAAUCCUUGGGCUGGAUCCCAGGGCCGGGGGAGUCAGUUGCUGCUUCCUUGGAACCUUAUGAAGACAUCCCACCCAGGCAUCUGGUGAGGCCCCUUUACUCCCACCUACUCCUGGUAGGAAGGGCAAUCUUAGAAACUGAGAUGGUACGUGCUUUCCGUGACCAAGGAGCUGCACUUUGCUACUGCAGCCAGUCUCCUACCCCAACUGCCUUCUGCUUGAAGGUCCAAGGUUGAAUCCGUCUGCACCUCCCUAUCCCCAGCAGCUUCUCCGUCUAUGUACCCCUAAUGCGUUUCUCCCUUCUCUCCAUCUCCACAGACCUGCUCGCAUUCCAUACAACCACUGGGCCCUUGCCUUCCUGAAAUCCGACACAACCCUUUGCACCUGAGAGGAAGGAGAGACCGUGGCUUCUCCUGCAUCAGUCCCCAAUCUCAUAGUUGUCACUCUUUCCUCUAUCUCCUUCCCUUGAAGCCUUUCAGUUUCCUUCAAUGUCACCAACCUGCGAGGGGGUCACACAUCUAGAUAACAUCGCCUGUCCCUCUGUAGCAACAGAGGAUUAGGGAAAUGGGGGGUACUGCUGAACUGUUCCCGCUUUCACCUUUCCCCAUUCUCCAUAGAGAGUUGCACUCCAGAAGGAGGUCUCCAGAUUUGCUUGCUGCACAAUUCCCGCUCUCUCUUCAGGAUGUCCUCACUCCAGUCUUCCUUAGGAGACUCUGGCCUGGGCCCAGGGUAGAUGGGCAACCCAUCCUAACCUGCUUUUAGGCACAGCCAUUGUUCUUCAGGAGAAACUGUCCCUUCUGUCCCCAUCUCUUGGAGCCUCAGCAAGUUGACUGGAGCAGCCUGGCAAGGGUUGGGAAAAGAGUUGCAGAGAAAAUUUCCAGUUAUCAAGAGGCUGCUUGUUUGCCGAGUCCUAAGUAACUAAGUUAAGCCACUUCUCCUGCCAACCUUUCAGCACCUGGAAAAUAUCAGAUUGGUUGUCACUGAUAUUUCACCCCCAUCCCUCUGAUCCAGGCUGGGGCUGGGACUCACUUUCCCUCAUCUCCUCCUUUCCAACCCCCCUUAUUUAGUGACCUGGGACCUCCCAGUCUGAUAGCACAACCCCCACUCCCCACCCCCAGUCCGAGGUCCAGGCCUGUGGUGUGAGAGGAGGGCUGUCAGUUGGGUGGCCUGGGUGUUGCCCUUGUUUUUUGUGAUGUGUGUAUGCGUGUGUGCCUUGCUAAGGGCACUCUUCACACUCGGUAUGGGUUUCACGUGCUGGGGACAGGGCCGUGGGGCAGCACAGUCCCAGUUUCCCUCUUUCUCUCUUUUUUUUUCCCCCUCUUGAUGGAUCAGACAUUGGAUUGACAAAAUGAGGGCCUUAAUUAGGACCAAAUUUAUGUGCCUGUUGCUGUGGUAACUUAUUCAGACCUCCAGAGUUUACCGAAUGGUGGCCCAUCCUUGUCACUCUAUACAUGCGAAUAUACAGAACCUAUUAUAAAUAUAUAUAUAUAUAUAUGAACUAGUAUCCACACUGAGGGCCCAAGUGCCCCCCUGGCUCGGGUUGGCGGUCUCUCUGUUGAGCUGGUAAGGCAUCUGCGCCGUGGUGCCAUCAGCAACCCACAGGCCCCAGCCCUACCCAAACCAACAAAAUCAACAAUAAAGGAAUGAGCAUCA